UAUGGGCGGGAACCACUCCCACAAGCCCCCCGUGUUUGACGAGAAUGAGGAAGUCAACUUUGACCAUUUUCAGAUUCUGCGGGCCAUUGGCAAAGGGAGUUUUGGAAAGGUAUGCAUCGUGCAGAAGCGAGACACGAAGAAAAUGUAUGCCAUGAAGUACAUGAACAAGCAAAAAUGCAUCGAGAGGGACGAGGUUCGGAACGUCUUCCGGGAGCUCCAGAUCAUGCAGGGGCUGGAGCACCCUUUCCUGGUCAACCUGUGGUACUCCUUCCAGGAUGAGGAGGACAUGUUCAUGGUGGUUGACCUGCUCCUAGGCGGGGACCUGCGUUACCACCUACAGCAGAACGUCCACUUCACGGAGGGGGCAGUGAAGCUAUACAUCUGUGAGCUGGCGCUGGCCCUGGAGUACCUGCAAAGGUUCCACAUCAUCCACAGAGACAUCAAGCCAGACAACAUCUUGCUGGAUGAACACGGACAUGUUCACAUCACAGACUUCAACAUAGCGACGAUCGUGAAAGGAGCAGAAAAGGCUUCCUCCAUGGCCGGGACCAAGCCCUACAUGGCCCCAGAAGUGUUCCAGGUGUACGUGGACGGAGGCCCCGGUUACUCAUACCCCGUGGACUGGUGGUCCCUGGGUGUCACGGCCUACGAGCUGCUCCGGGGCUGGAGACCGUAUGAAAUCCACUCAGCCACACCCAUUGACGAGAUCCUCAACAUGUUCAAGGUGGAGCGCGUCCACUACUCCUCCACAUGGUGCAAGGGCAUGGUGGCCCUGCUGAAGAAGCUCCUGACCAAGGAUCCCGAGAGCCGCCUGUCCAGCCUCGGUGACGUUCAGAGCGCACCCUACUUGUCCGACAUGAACUGGGAUGCAGUGUUCGAGAAGGCACUGACGCCCGGCUUUGUGCCUAAUAAAGGGAGACUGAAUUGUGAUCCCACAUUUGAACUUGAAGAAAUGAUUCUCGAAUCCAAGCCACUUCACAAGAAGAAGAAGAGGUUGGCGAAGAACAGGUCCAAAGACGGCACAAAGGACGGCUGUCCUCUGAAUGGACACCUCCAGCAGUGCUUGGAGACCGUACGGAAGGAAUUCAUCAUAUUCAACAGAGAGAAGCUGAGGAGGCAGCAGGGACAGAGCAGCCAGCUCAUGGACACAGAAGGCCGGGCUGGGAGCCAGACCCAGGGCAAGCUCCAGGACGGACGCAACAACAAUAUUCUGGCCCACGCCUGCUCCCGUGGCUGCAGCAGCUAAGCCACCACCUGCGGCCACCUGACGGGACUGCACACAUCUCUGUCCUGCCCACUGGAAGCCCCUCUCUGUGCCACGAUGACCCCUGUCUCACCCCUGAUGACAUCAGAUGCAGAGAGACAGCCUUGAACUUGAGCUGAGAAGGCCAGGUUCCUGCCCCAGGUGCCUGACUGAUUCUCUGAGUGACUUUGGACAACCUUGCCCUUCCUGUGCCUGUUUUCUGCAUCUGCCAAAGGGGUUAAAACAGCUCUUUGUCCCACCUAAAACUACAAGGUUAUUGGGAAAAACCAAAUGGUUAGCAGACAUGGAAAACCUGUGACAUUUCUGAAAUUGUUUACACAGGCAAAAUACAACCUUGGUAUCUGAAGUGCACUCCUGUCCCACAAAGCAGUUAGACCAUCCCAACUUUACAGUUUGGACCAUCAUGGCUUGUCACCCAGUACUUUUGAAAAUGCAACUCAGUGUCAAAAUAAAUAUCUCUGUUCCUGCCCAUCCAAUGGGAACACCAUUCCCAAAUCCUGGAGCAAAACCUGACGUGUAUUCACUUGCCUCUCUGCCAGGCCAGUCUUUCUGACCCUGGAAGAGGGCAUGACCUGCACACCAGCCUGGUCCCCUGGGUCUCAAUGCUGCAGGUACACGUCUGCCCUUAUUCACAGAAGACUGCCUCCCACCUAUAAUUUCAGCAGCUCCCCACCCCACCCCACACCCUGCACCGGGAUGCCCUUCGGAAGGUGAAGUCACUGACCAUCAGUUGCUCCUAUCAAGUGCCAUCAGAGUUUCUCCCCAAACUGAGUCCUAUAGCCAAAUUUUGAGUCCCCUUCCCCCUUCUAGGUGUUUUUCCUGCAAAGGGUGUGAAGUGGUCUCCUCAGCAUUGUCUUAAAGAGGGUCCCCAAAUGCCAUUGAUGAGGUGGUCCUGUAUUGACAGAUAGAGAAGUAUGGGUGACUAGAAAGUUCACUCUAGAAGGACAGUGGACUCACACAAGGAACAGACUGCCGAAGGACCUGUUGGGGGAGCACUCGGCCUCUGAAUGGGGAGAAACUGUAGCGCCAGGGACAGAGCUCAGAUGCAGUCAGUCUCCUCCAGAAUCCAGCCCUGCUGUUUACUAACCAGAAGACCUUAGGCAAAACUGCACAAUCACUUAUGUGUCAUUUCCUUGUUUUCAAGCGGUGAUGAUAAAACCAGCCUUGCAGGGUUGUUGUAGGGCUCAAUGGCAUCAGGCGCAUGGCGCACCCAGCAUGCACCGCUCACUGAAUGGUAACCACAUUUUUUGGGCAUCACCGUCAUUGUCUGGAGAAACUUGCUAUGUCACUCAUUUGGCAGGUCACUUUCUAUAGAAAUAAGCUUGGUGUUUAGAACCCCUUCAACUUUUCUUCUGGAGUCUUUGAACUCUGUCUAUCCCUGUUCAAAGUUCAGGUGUGUUUUUAUUUUUUCUUAGCAACUUCCGGUUUUUACUUUUUACAUCAGGAAUCAAUGCUUGGGGCUGUCAAUGUCGUCUCCUGGGUAUAUUAAGAGAUGUUUUAAUGGACAGUGUGGUUUUAUAUUUUUAUUUUAAAAACAAGAAACGAUCAUUAUUUUCCUCCUUCAAACCAAGCCUAUUUCUCAAUUAUGUUACCCACGUAAGUCUACGUGUCUUGCACACUUGUCACUCUCUGUCCCCCAUUGGCACUGUCCUGUUCCCUCCAGGAAAUCACAGGGCUGCUCCUCUCUUCACUGUGACCCGGGCAGCAUGUCAGAUUUCUUGCCGGGCUGAAUUCAUGAAGUAGGGGGCAAGAGCUGGAAGCAGCCCGAGAGAUGCUGGACUUCCUGGCUGUGUUUAAGUCAGUUGUUGUUUCUUGUUAAAAUAAAACUAUUUCUUGGACAUUC
Molecule: messenger RNA, 3107 nt
Organism: Neogale vison (American mink)
Lineage: Eukaryota; Metazoa; Chordata; Mammalia; Carnivora; Mustelidae
Gene: STK32B
Product: serine/threonine kinase 32B
Exons: 12
Coding region: 2-1246 (414 amino acids)
Biological process (GO): G protein-coupled receptor signaling pathway; regulation of signal transduction; protein phosphorylation
Molecular function (GO): G protein-coupled receptor kinase activity; ATP binding; G protein-coupled receptor binding
Source: RefSeq, a predicted model, not a curated record